This is a messenger RNA of Clarias gariepinus (North African catfish), 11828 nucleotides long. It is a transcript of the gene ash1l, whose product is annotated as ash1 (absent, small, or homeotic)-like (Drosophila). Gene Ontology annotation, molecular function: histone methyltransferase activity; chromatin binding; DNA binding. Gene Ontology annotation, cellular component: nucleus. The coding region runs from base 440 to 9181 and encodes 2913 amino acids. NCBI's taxonomy places the organism in Eukaryota, Metazoa, Chordata, Actinopteri, Siluriformes, Clariidae. The transcript is spliced from 27 exons. The record is from RefSeq and is a predicted model, not a curated record.
CCUCCCCUCCCUCCUCUCUCACUGGGAGAAUGCCCGUGUUGUACUGACAGAAACGCUACGGGCUCAUCAGACAUGGAGGCCCGCCGAUUAACGGGCACAGGCCCUUUCUCACGCCUUUAAACACACCACCCUUGGACGAAGGAAAGCCUGGAAGCAUUUCAGGAUAUUACGGCUCAGCAGUUCACUAAGGGAAACAUGCUGCCACUGAGGAAUGAAUCUGAAUGAUGUGAAAGCUCGUCUUUGACCUUUAAAAACAAACCAGGUUUGAAGGUGACGAGGGCUGGGCAGCCAGGAAAGAACAACACUGCUUCAACCCAGCAUCUAUCAAUAUAGCACCCCCCCUUCCCGUUUUCCACCUCCAACUGGAUUCUGCACCCCCCAGUUCUGUACUUCUUGCGAGCACGCACUGCUCAGCCCCUCUCUGUUUCUCCUAACAUCAAUGGAUCAGAGGACACAAGGAGGGCCCACCACACCACCUCCUCUCCCCGCAAAUGCCCUACCAGUUGAGUGUGAGAAAGAAGGAGGAGGUGGGAAGAAGGACGACGAAGAUGAAAAAAAGAAGCGAGAGAAGGAAAGAGAUGCGCAGUCGGCCGCCGUCCCGUGCAACCCGGAGAGUGGUGCCGGUGACCAGCAGCAGCAACAGCAGCAGUCUCAGCAAUUCUCUGUCAAAGAAACAAGCUACUCAGAAGGCAACGUCAAGCUUAAGAUAGGCGUCCAGGCCAAGCGAAUGAAAAAGCCGCCUAAAAUCCUCGAGAAUUACGUGUGCCGGCCAGCCUUCAGAGCAACAGUUAGACCUGGGAGCCGAGGCGGUGGACGAGGCAGUCGUCGAGUGGGACCCUCCGAUGGUGGUGGCAGCACUCCUGGUGUACCACACGGUAAAGAAGCAGAAAAGGACUCCGCUGUUAACCCAGGAGCACCUCAGUCAUCAGUCCAUCCAUCAAAUACUGCGCCUACCACCGCUUCUCUUCCGCUUUCUACAACCACCAGCCCUGAAACUUCUGUAAAUGGGAAUACUCCUGCUAAAAGGGGUCCCCCGAAGAUGACUUGCAAGUCAGAAGGAAAGGGUGAUGUAAAAACCCUUUCAUCUUCAGAAAAAUCCCUUAACAGUCACUGCCCCGUAUCGGACGGCAAAUCACACUCCUCUGGAAAGAAGAGCCUGGCACCCCAAAACAACCCACCAGCUCAUUCACUACUAACUCCUCCUCCCAGUGCGUCUCCUCAUGACCCCAAAAUCGAUGGAGUCACAAAGCCCCCUCAAUACAUUUACACAGAUAACCAAAGGGAGCAAGAAAGAGGAGCUCCAAACUGGGGUGCGCCUACAGUCACUGAGAAACUCGCGCAGCUUAUAGCCACCUGCCCACCUACUAAGUGUCCUAAGCCCAAAGUCCGGAAAGUAACCCCAGCUCCACCACACAGCAGCUCGCCUCCUCUGAUCUCCAAUUUGCAACGGCCUGAGCGGGCCAUGGCCAACAGGAACACAUAUUCCAGAGUAGCUCACCUUGCCCCUCCUCCACCCGUGUCACGGCCCCCAGGUCGUCCAUAUGGCUCACGAAACAAAGACAGUAUCCUGGAGAAGUUAUCUGGCAUACCUAGAAAAGAGGAAGCUGGUGGACUUUCAAAGGACAUUACAAGUAGCAACAGUACCAGCAGCAGCAACAUUCCUGUAGUGUCUUAUAGCAACAGCCGCUUAAUAACCAAUACUGAUAGCAACGAUGACGAUAAUAGCAAUGGAAUAAAAUUGCAGUCUCGCCUUGGGCCACAUUCAUCCACACCUUCUCUCUUCUCUUCUUCCUUAGAGAGAAUAGGGAGUGCAAUCAGCCACCAGGUGAUGCCUGUCUCUCUUGGAUCAAGGAUUACUGCAAGCCCCUCACGAACAGAGGAAUCAAUUGAUAGAGAGAAAGAGAGGGACAAGGACAUAUUCAGUCUCAGAGAAAUAAGCAAAGGCUCUUCCCCGAUUUUGUCAGGGAAGCAGGACACUAAAGAGAAGGGGCUGUUCUCUAUACCUCGUGGAGAGAGGGGAAAAAGCUUAAGUCCAUCUAAACGAAGUCCUGCACAAGAAAGUCGAACAAGUGGGGAACAUAGCCCUGCUGAGUCCACUAAACGCACUGCUUCUCCUCCUAUCCCUACCAGUUCUAGCAGCAGUCUUUCACCACUUUGUGACGACCAUGACCCUGCGUCCCCUGGAUCUCCGACAGAACAGGAAUCUAAGCCUCUUAAGAAACGGCGGGGUCGAAGACCUCGCUGGACGAAAGCGGUCAGUCGCACGCAAAGAGCGAUAGAAGACGCCACUCCUAGUCAAACCAAAUGCACCAUACUGCCUACAGACCUGUCAUCCUCCCCACCCAUUCGUCGACCUGUAGGAAGGCCCCCCAAUGCUAAUCGCAUGCUUUCUGGAUUCUAUUCGCCACCACCCAAGAAAAGGGGGCGGCCCAAGUCCAAAAUGCCAACACUGGAUGCACCUGCACGUGGUCGUUUGCCUCUCAAAGUUACUCCCCAAAAAGUUUACUCCAUGUCCAAAGAGGAGCAGGAUCCCCCUGUUUUGCACCCAGAGGUGGACCUGAAUCCUCCUAAACCCAUGCCACGCAAAAGAGGGAGACCAAAACGCUUACCUCCAACCCUGCCACAGGAGACCCAGCCUCCAACACUUGCUCCAGAGCCAGGUGAUUCCGCGGCAGGUGAUAAGAGUUUUCACAACAAAGGCAAUGGGCAGCUCAUAAUGAAGACGAUUAUAGGCAAGAUCAACAAAAUGAAGACUGUGAAGCGUAAGAGGCUUCUCAGUCAGAUACUGUUGGGCUCAGGACCGGGAACUGAGCCAGAGGUCCCCAAAACUACAAGUAUGUCUGGGACAGUAGCUUCUGCUUCACAGUCUCUCUCAACCCUUGCUGCAACAUUUGGUGGCAAACUUGGACCUCAAAUCAAUGUAAGCAAAAAAGGGACAAUAUACAUGGGUAAAAGAAGAGGCCGCAAGCCAAAAGCACCAGCCAACAAUUCCCCAGGUGCCCCUACACCCCCACCUGAACCCUUUUUGACCCCAAACACUUCCUCCCCACAUCACUCACAUCAGUCUUUGGUUUCACAAAACCAGCAAAACCAGAUUCCCCCCUCUGACAUCUUUCCUUCCCCCUCGCUUUCCCAAUCUAGUGGGGGUCAAAGCCCCAUCAGCGACGCUAGUUUUGUGGAGCCCGGGUCAGUCCACUUGAUGCCCCACUCACACUGUAGCCACCACUCAUUUCCCUUUACCCCACCAACUCUUUCAGCACCCUCCCCACGUUCUUUGGGAGGUUCGGCGUCUUUACACUCCUCGCAGAAAAAGCCUUCUUGCAGAGGUCACCAUCACCACCACCACCACUACCGACAGCAUUACCACUGUCGCAAGCUCUCACCCCCCAGGCCCCUAUUGCCUACAUCCCCUGCUCCUCUUAGUGAGCUGAAGGAGGCCACGCCUUCCCCAGUCAGUGAGUCUCACAGUGAGGAGACCGUGCCUAGCGACAGUGGCAUUGGAACAGACAACAACAGUACAUCUGAUCGUGGGGAGAAGGCUGGGAGUGCUAGUGGUUUACCUGGGUUAGGCGUCUCACAGAGUAUGACCAAUGGGCUACUAAUGCCUGGAAUGAUGGGGUCAUCAGUGGGUAUCGGGGUAGGGCAUAACCCAAGAGGCAGUAGGAGACAUUCGUCUACUGUACUUCUUGAUUGCCCUUCACCCACACCAUCUCCACUUGGAGAGAGGUCAUCAGCUGAUUCACGGCGACCACACCCACUGGCUCCUGCUUCAGCACUAGUGGGCCACAAGGAGAAGCAUAAACAUAAGUGCAAACGGCGUGGUCAUGGAUGCCCAGGCUAUGAUAAGUUGAAAAGGCAGAAACGCAAGCGCAAGAAGAAAUAUUUGCAGUUGCGUUCACGCAGACAAGAUCCCGACUUCCUGGCUGAGCUUGAUGAGAUAUGCGUGCGGCUUUGUGGAAUACGGAUUUCACACCGCACACCUGUUCUUCGUCUGGGCAGCAGCUUGGGUCACGCUGCUGGAACAUCUGGCACGAGUCAUGGGGCUGGUUUGGGUAGUACCAGAGCCGGCAGUAGCAUUGGUGGUGGCACCAACCCCGCACCUCAUCAUUAUUUGCAUAGAGACCUUUUACCCACAAUCUUCAGGAUUAACUUUAGUGGGUACUACUCACCCCACCCAGCCUACCAAUGCGAUUCUCUGCACUAUGUUCGUAAGCCUGAUCUUAAGAAGAAGCGUGGAAGGCCCCCCAAGCUUCGAGAGUCAAUGUCAGAGGUGCCUUUUGUUCCUGGGCUAGGGUUCCCCCUAACAAGUGGAGGGUUCUAUCAUCCUUCCUAUGGUGUUCCAUACUCCUCGGCCCCUCUUGGACUUGGUUAUUAUCGGGGUUAUCCCCCAGCCAGUGCACUGUACCCUCACCCUCACCACCAGGUUCCACAUUCUGCCUCAUCUCACCAUGGCCACCAUAGCCCGUCCUUCCCUCCACCGCCUCCUCCUUCAUAUGUUCAUCAUCACCAUCACCCUCCCCACCUGCUCCUCAACCCUUCUAAAUUCCACAAGAAAAAACAUAAGCUUCUACGACAAGAGUAUCUCAGUGGGGGGCGUUCAGGGGUGCUGUACCCUCCUAUGUCUUCAGAAUUGUCACUCAGUUGGCACCACAAACACAAGCACAGACAUAAACAUCGUGACCGCUGUGGAGAGGAAGAGGGUGACGAUGGUGGAGGAGUUGGUGGUGGUGGAGGAGGAGGGAGAAAUGGAAGCGAUGGUAUAGGAGCAGGAAGAGUGGAGAGAACGAGGAGAGGCGGAAGCAUGGAAUCGCUCAAGCAUUGUGGGUAUGGUCCAGAUAGCUCAGCUGACUCCAGUGUAAACAAACAAACAGCCGCCAUUUCUGGCAAUUCCCCGUCUUCCUCCUCGUCAUCCUCAGCUGAAAGGUACAAGCAAAAAGAAGCCUCUAUGUCCUGUCUGUUGCCGUCAAGAUUAUCCUUGGGCCAGGGGAAUCGGGGACACCAUCCUGCGGACUCCUUGUUCCGGAUCGGCAGCUACGAUGUUGAUUACUCCAAACUCUCCCACAAUCAGACUCUUGGACAGGGGCCGUUCUCUGACGGGCAUGUGCACAGCUCUGUGGGUUGCUCGGACAGUGAGGAUGAAGAUCAUGCUUCACCAAAUGAGGAACAGGACUCAGGCUCCCACCACACUAACCUUUUUGCUUCAGCCCUCACUCGGACUUCUCUUAGAUGUAAUCAGGGCAAGAAAGGUGGGAGCUCAGAGGGCUCAAGUCUGACGCGUCUGGACCGAUCACUGAGGAGAGACCUCUCCACUUCUGCUGAGAGAAGAGAGACAGGAUCCUGUGGUAUACAAACACGAUACGGCCAGUUCAGCCCACCCGAUUUUUCUGACACGCCCCCACACCGACACCAUCACCAUACUCCUCUGUCUGUCUCCCACUCGUCUUCCUGCAUCACCGCCUGUGGCCUGGAGCAGCCCGGAGCGAGUCCAUCCCCUCGCUCCUCACAGCCCACAUGCUGCUUGGACUCCUCCCCGUCUCGUCCUUCCCAGCGUUUGGCCCCGCUUCCUCCCAAAAACAACCUGCAUCAUGUCAACAAGAUUCUUCGGGCCAAGAAGCUGCAGAGGCAGGCACGCACAGGAAAUAACAUGGUUAAGAAAAGAGGACCGGGACGACCCCGGAAGAAUCCGUUACCCUCCCCGUCGACGUUGCCACCCACGUCUCCUCCACCACCAGAGCCUGAACCGGAGAAGCAUAGCAAAGAAUGGGAGGAAGACACAGUCACAGACGCCAUCGAGUCUGUUAUACAGAGGCAAAAGCGAAAGGGUAGAAAGAGGAAGCAUUGGGACAGGGAUGAAAAUAUUGAGGACGAGGAUGAGACCAUGCAUGAGAGGGAAGAAGAAGAAGAAGAGGAGGAGGAGGAGGUGGUGGAAACGAGUCCUGAGGUCAGGGAGGAAGAGACAGUGACACGGGGACAACCGGCAGGAGGGAAAGGAUGGCUCUUACAUGAGGAGAUGCAAAGCUUUCAAAGUGCUGUGGAAGGGAAAUCUGAUGGCCACUCCUCCCCUAAACGCACAGGUCAGACCCCCAUGGUACAAGCCUUGCCCACGCCGGUGACGGCCCAAAGGGAGAAAAAAGCUGCUAGGCCACCGAAGAAGAAAUUUCAGAAGGCUGGUCUUUAUUCUGACGUCUACAAGACAGACGAUCCUCGUGGUCAGCUGCUACAGCUAAAGAAGGAGAAGUUGGAGUACAUUCCGGGCGAACACGAGUACGGCCUGCUUCCUGCUCCGAUUCAUGUUGGGAAGUACUUAAGACAGAAGCGAAUAGAUUUCCAGUUGCCUUAUGACAUCCUGUGGCUUUGGAAGCACGACCAGCUGCAUAAGAGACCGGAUGUCCCUCUCUACAAGAAAAUAAGAUCAAACGUUUAUGUCGAUGUAAAGCCGCUCUCAGGCUACGAAGCCACUACCUGUAACUGCAGGUCCCCCGAGGAUCACAGCGCCAAGGGCUGCAUGGACGACUGCCUUAACAGAAUGAUUUUUGCCGAGUGUUCCCCCAGCACGUGUCCAUGUGGAGAGCACUGCGAUAAUCAGAGAAUCCAGCGUCACGAGUGGGUCCAGUGUCUGGAGCGUUUCAGGACGGAAGGGAAGGGCUGGGGCAUCCGCACUAAAGAGCCGCUGCGUUCUGGCCAGUUCAUCAUCGAGUACCUCGGAGAGGUGGUCAGCGAGCAGGAGUUCAGGAGUCGAAUGAUGGAGCAGUACUUCUCUCACAGCGGUCAGUACUGUCUAAAUCUGGACAGCGGCAUGGUGAUCGACAGCUACCGCAUGGGCAACGAGGCACGCUUCAUCAACCACAGCUGUGAGCCCAACUGCGAGAUGCAGAAGUGGUCGGUGAACGGGGUAUACAGGAUUGGACUGUUUGCCCUGAAAGACAUGGACAGUGGCACGGAGCUCACUUACGACUACAAUUUCCACUCCUUCAACACAGAAGAGCAGCAAGUGUGUAAGUGUGGCUCAGAAGGCUGCCGCGGCAUCAUCGGAGGAAAGAGUCAACGGAUCAACGGGCUGCCGGGCAAAGCGGGAGGAUCAGGAGGCGGAGCCCGGAGGCUCGGGAGGCUGAAGGAGAAGCGCAAAUCCAAGCACCAGCUUAAAAAACGGGAAGAGGAGUCCAGCGACAGCAGCAAGUUCUUCCAACACCUCCUGAUGAAGCCGAUGUCGAACAGAGAGAGGAAUUUUGUGCUGAAGCACCGAGUGUUCCUGGUUCGCAACUGGGAGAAGAUGAGGGACAAGCGAGAGCUGCUGAAGAGGGAAGGAGAGCGGGAGCGAGAUAAGGACGGCAGCCUGUCGCAGUACGCCCGCUGGGGAGGAGUCAUCCGUGAUGAUGGCAACAUCAAAUCAGACGUGUUCCUAACACAGUUCUCAGCGUUACAGACGUCUCGCUCGGUGCGCACGCGCAGACUCGCCGCCGCCGAAGAAAACACAGAGGUCACUCGCACGGCUCGUCUGGCGCACAUCUUCAAAGAGAUCUGCGACAUGAUCACCAGCUACAAAGAUUCCUCGGGCCAAACUCUUGCAGCUCCCCUGCUUAACUUACCUUCCAAAAAGAGGAACAUGCAGUACUAUGAGAAGGUGUCAGAUCCUCUGGACCUUAGCACCAUAGAAAAGCAGAUCCUCACCGGACAUUACAAAACAGUGGAGGCCUUCGAUACGGACAUGCUAAAGGUGUUCCGCAACGCAGAGAAAUACUACGGACGGAAGUCUACGGUGGGCCGGGACGUGUGCCGGCUGCGCAAGGCAUAUUACGGGGCUCGGCACGAGGCGGCCGUGCAGAUCGACGAGAUCGUCGGCGAGACGGUCAGCGAGGCGGACAGCUCCGAUUCGAUGGACCGCGACCAGGCUCACCACGUCAACAAAGACGACGACAUCAUCCGCUGCAUCUGUGGCAUGUACAAGGACGAGGGCCUGAUGAUCCAGUGCGAGAAAUGCAUGGUCUGGCAGCACUUUGACUGCAUGCGUUUGGAGGCUGAGGUAGAGCAUUAUCUCUGUGAGCAGUGCGACCCUCGCCCGGUGGACAGAGAGGUUCCGAUGGUUCCUCAGCCAAGUUACGCACAGUCAGGUUCCAUCUACUAUAUCUGCCUCCUCCGGGACGAGCUGCUGCUACACCAGGGUGACUGCGUGUACCUGAUGAGGGAUAGCAGACGCACGCCGGAGGGCCAGCCACUGCGCCAGUCCUAUCGCCUCUUGUCCCAUGUGAACAGGGACAAACUGGACAUCUUUCGCAUUGAGAAACUUUGGAAAAAUGAAAAGGGUGAGCGGUUUGCUUUUGGUCAUCACUAUUUCCGACCUCACGAGACUCACCACUCGCCCUCACGCCGCUUCUACCACAACGAGCUGUUCCGAGUGCCGCUCUAUGAGAUCAUCCCUCUGGAGGCAGUGGUGGGAACGUGCUGCGUCCUGGACCUUUACACCUACUGCAAGGGUCGGCCGAAGGGUGUGAAGGAGCAGGACGUGUACAUCUGUGACUACCGGUUGGACAAAUCUGCUCAUCUUUUUUACAAAAUUCACCGCAACCGCUAUCCAGUUUGCACCAAGUCCUACGCCUUUAACCACUUCCCCAAGAGGCUUACGCCCAAAAGGGACUUCUCACCUCACCACGUUCCCGACAACUACAAAAGAAAUGGCGGGCGUUCGGCCUGGAAGACUGAGCGCUCUAAAGGUCCUGGGGCGUGCGAUGAAGACCCCUCCCAGAGUGCGACAUGUGACCAGCUGCCCUUCUCACGUGACGCCGAAAGCAGAGGAGCAGGAGCACACACGGUCUGUAAUCACGAGGAGUCCUCGACAGUGCUGCCCGUCUUAGCGCCCCCGCAGGAGCAAAGGAGGCCCGGCGAGGAUGAGGAAGAGGAGGAGGACGAGGAGCUGGGCGAAGAGGAGGAGAGGAGGGAGCCGGAGGAAUGUCAGGCAGAGAAAGGAGAAGCGGAGGUGUCCCUGCUCUCCGCGUCACCACUGCACAUGUCUGUUUUGGGACGAAGGGAAGCGCAGAGGGACCGACUUAACAAGAUCCUGCUAGACCUCCUGCACCGGACCCCCAGCAAGAACGUUAUAGACGUGACGUAUCUCCUCGAGGAGGGCUCCGGGCGCCGCCUGCGCAGACGCACACUUGGACUGAGUGACUUUGUGAGCAGGAAGUGAUGUCACCAGUGCAGGUGAUGAGCUAAAUAUAAAGAAAGAAAAAUAAAUAAAUAAACAUCAACAAUAUGCAGGAACAGGAAAAGAGGGAUGAAGGUAUGAGAGAGGAUGAGACGCUCGGAACCUUAAAGGCCCUCCCUUUUCCAAACGUCAGUCCUCCAUUUUGCUCUAUUUUUCCUAAACGAACUACGACUUGUGUCUGUGCACAGGACAUGAGGGUUUUUUCCUUUUUUUUUGCCAGCAACGAGAGAAUUAUUGCCUUGAUGCAUUUUUAAAACAAACAAAAAAAUGUUGCAAUGACAAAUGAACAUAGGAAUAUGUACUAUUUAAGUUUAUCGAUAUGAGUAUAAACUGUCACCUUAACGGUCUUUUUCCGUUAGACAACGGAGGUCAGCGUUUUGUUUUUUGUUUUUUGUUUGGUUUUUUUUCCCCCUAGGUGGUACUACAUAGAGAAAUAAGGAGGCCUCCAAGAAAGCAAGCGAGUAGGUGAGAGGACUGAGACCAUCACCUCUUGGUGGAUAAAUAGAAAUAUUUAUCGCGACGUGAGAGGGAGGACGCGAGACGCAUAGGAGGCGCAGCGUGUAGCGCACGUACACGCUGAAGAGAACAGAAGAAAGAAAAACAAAAGAAAGAAAGAAAAAGCGAGCUGCACUUUUUUCCAAACACGGACGUCAAUUCAGUCCCGGAGGUGUACACUAACAUGACACUCGUCACAGUAUUGGAAAGAAAGAUGCUGUGCGGUGCAGUGGGGUAAAAAGUGCAAAACAAAUAAGUACAUUAUCUGUUUUUGUUUGUUUGUUUGUUUGUUCUGUCAUACUGUAAUGAUAUUAGGAUUGGAAAGGGCAGGAUGGAUGAAAAGGGUUUCUCUUCUUUGUAAACUUGGAAUAGUGCCGCGAGGAGGCGGGCGCAGAGUGUUAUCCCGUGUCUAUUAAAAAAAAGAAAGAAAGAAAAGCACAGAUUUUGGUCUGAAGAAGCUUGCCCUGUUUUUUUUCUUUUUUUUUUUUUUUCGAUUUACCAGCUCAACAAGAUGUUUAACCAGUGAGGGUGCACUGACUUUAACUGUAUAACGCCUUAGAAUGAUCUCGAGGAGUGUGUGAGAGAGUGUGAGUGUGUAAGUACGUGUGUGAGAGAGAGAGAGAGAGGGAAAGAGGGAGAGCUCUGCCGUGAAUGUAUGUAGCCUGUUAGAAAAAAAAGUCAUCACUUUUAGGAGUUUUUUAAAAUAUAAAUAAGAUUUGCAAAUUGAUUUUAAAAAAGUAAUAAUAGAUAAAAUGGAGGACGUCCCUGGGUGUUAAUUGAGUGAUACGAUUGGGCGAGAGGAAGAAGAAAGGGGGAUGGGCUUUGGAUUUUAGUUGUGUUUUCUUUUUUUCUGUUUUCAGAUUUUUUUGUGUGUGUUUAGCUCACAAACAGACAAUUCUUUUUUUUCUCUCUUUUUUUGGCCCCAAGCAAACUGAUGUUUUUGGAUAAACUGACAAAUGAAAGAGAGAGAGAGAGAGAGAGAGAGAAGGGGAAAAAAGCGGGGUAAGGGAGGGGGGAUAAAGUGACAAAAGAGGAAGAUGUGUAUAUGAUGUGCCAAGCUAUGUAUAUAUGCAGACGGGAAUAUGUGAGAGAAAUGUCUCCAAAAAGCAAUAUCUUGAUAAUGGAUUUUUUUUUCUUUUUUUUUUUGUGUGUGUAUUGUAUUGUACAGGAUUCAACCCUAUAUGUAUUAUUAUUAAUUAUUAAUUAUUAUUAUUAUUAUUACGCCGUUUGUAUUGGCAUCGUUGUUCAUUUAAGCUUGGGGCUUGAGAGCAGGACGUGGCUGAACGUUGAACGAAUUUUGUGAGCAACUUGUCUGAAAUUUUUUGUCGACAUAGGAGGAAGGUGAGACGGACUCGGCGACCCCAGACCAGACAACUGUCAUUGUAAUUAUUAAUUUUAAUGCUAUUCUAAUUAUUAUUAUUAUUACGUUUGAAGGGGAGGGAAAAAGUCCUCCUCGUUACGUUGCUGCAAAGUGUUGAACACUAAAAAAACAAACCAACAUAAAAAUGUAAAGAUGCUAUUUUGGGAAAUAGCAGAAAACAAACAAAACUAAACAAGGAAAAAAAUAUAUAUCAGCUGACUAUCAUGUUCUUAAUCUAUUCUUUUUUUCCCCCUUAUUCAGUUUUUUUUAGGGGGAAAAAUUAAACAGCUCCUUUUCUUUUUUCCUUUUGUGAUAACGGUCAUAUGCUCGUAUUUCUUGUAUUUGUGUGUUUUUGUGUGAUUUGUUUAGUUCUUUUAGACAAUCACAAAAAUAACAUGCAAGCAUUGUAUAUGGACAGACUGACAAGACAUUUUGUGUUGUGUACAGUUUGUCGAAAACUUUUUCCACUCUGGUUAAAAGUUUGUAAUUAUGAUUCUAAAGUCAUGAAAAUGCUGUUGGUUUUUACUUUUUUUUUGUUUGUUUGUUUGUUUUAUAUUCUGUUUUUUGUUUGUUUUGUUUGUUUGUUUUUUAAUAAAAAGCACUACAUUGUUGUGAAUAUACCUGCCUGUUGCUCUUACAUUUAGCCAAGAAUCAUGUGAUAAUUCUUUACUAGGUCAUAAUUAUUGAUACUCAAGGUAUACAGUCAAAACAUAUUUUAAUUGUAUGGAUAGUCAAUUAAUACAUCUGCCAAUAAAGUGAAUUUUAACUAUUGCA